AUGAGCCGGAUGCUAAGGAAGUACGCUACUGAAGGAAAACGUUUUUUAACGCAGGUUAAAGUGUCAACAUUUUGGUUGAAUUGCAAUAUGAACUACACCGUGUUGUUGCGAGGAAUAAAGUGAAUUUUACAUUUGUACAUCCUUACAGGCCCUUCAAAUAAAUCCAGGAGAUGCGAUUUUGUAUAUGCAUGGUCUAAGUAUCGAGGAUGUAUCCUUUGGCGGUUUCAAUUUUAAACCCUCUCACCAACCACUUGUAUGCUCAAAUUUCAUGUUUUCACAGGAUUUAAAUUUCCCCUAUACAGACUCGUGAGAAAAUUUAAGUAAUUAACUUGGUUCAAAUAUGUACGUAUAAAUAAAAUUGUUGUCAAGGAUGUGCCUUUAGAAGAUCUGAACUUCCAACCUCCGACCGCUUAUAUGUUGUCAAAAAUGUCGGCAAAUACUUUACCUAUUUUAGUAUUUUUUUUUUUAAUCAAUCUCUUAUCAUUAUAAAAAAAAAAAAAAAAACGAAUUAUAGUAACGGUAACAAGUCAGCGAAGGGAAAAUUCGAUUGACAGAGUUCUGUUUCACGUGUUUUUUUUUUUUUAGAAAGUCAUUUGAUUUUCUCAAGAGUUUUCAUAAUAAAUGGGAAAUAACCGGGAAAAUGUACGAUAUUUAUUAUUUUCAAAUCGUAUAUAGUUGUACAAAUAUAUAUUGAAUUUCGCAUUUAUCUUCUCAUCUACACCAGUCAUCGCCAUCGUGCAAAUUAUGUCCGAUUUUUUAAAAAAUAUUUAGCGUAUUAACGAAUAGAGGAUCUUCAUUGGCGUUUUAUUUCCAACAUUGUAUUUAAUAAUAUUAUGAGAGAUUUAACAUCUGAACAGGGUCAAAGAAUAAUAAUAAAAAAAAAUACCACGAUUGCUUAUCUGAUAUAACAAUGAUUAAUAUCCCCGUAUAAACGCUAACAUUAAAUAGAAUUUAUUUUUUUCAGGGUCCACGCAAUUCAAACAAAAACGUAGCUAUAAUAUAAUGUCGUGGAUAUACGCAUUUACUAGACGCGUGUAUUCAAUAAAUUUUCAAUUCCUUACUCGUAAUAAUUUUUCUUUUACGAGCACUUAAAAUAUUGGAAAACGUAUUAUAUAUAAGUAUAAUAAUAGUAUAAUGCGACCGUUAUAACUUCUCUACCCAGCAGUCCUUUCGGAAUAUUGUUAACCGAACUCGAUUCUUUAUACUACGCCGUUGCUUCAUACACAAUCACGACACAGCUGGACAGUUAGCUUUACAGAUCCUAACUUAGAAUUGUGUUGAAAAAGGUAAGAUAAUGUGGACGGGUGCAGCCACUGGUGUAGAUGGGAAGUUGGGAAGGUAGGAUAUAGACGGGAAUUUAAUGUAAAUCUGUAAGCAGCGAUAAACGAUAAACCAUUACUUACGAAAAAAUGAUUCUGAACGGAGUUUAGUUAUUAAUGAUGCUUUGUCAACAAUAUAUAGUGAAUAGUGAAAUAAUUAAUAAGGCCUUAUAUAUUUUUUUUAAUUAAAGUUAUUUAAUGUUGUACCGAUUUUUUCGGUUUUUCACAUUUGUUGGGAAAAAUAUUGGGAAAAUCAAAAAAAUAACCUCUCUAAAGUACCAACAUACUGUGACGAUGUUUUGGCGAUUUAUAUAGGCACUCACAGGCCGAACAGAAAUGCUUAAAAUUGAAUAAUGUUUCGUUAAUACGUUUUAACUAUUAGUGGGAAAAAAACGCGUUUUUUUUAAAUGUUUUAAGUUGAAAUUUUGACAAAAGUCGUAUAAACUACGGCGUUUCAAAACAUAUUUGCCUAAACGGCACGAGAGAAGCAUGGAAUUCGAAAAAUAUAGUCGGAAAGGUGUGGAUAUUUUAGAAACAUGGUUUCAACAAAAGAUUCAAGAAUUUCAAUAAACACUAAAAGAAAACAAAAAAAAUUAAUAAACGUUUUUUACUUUUGCAUUUUGCGGGUAUUUUCGUUUUGUAUCUGCAACAAGCAGGUACCUUUUAGAUAAUCGAGCUGUCCAAAAUAAGUUUGUAAUUCGCACCAAAAUGAAUAUCUAUAUAUUCGAGAUUAUUGAGCAUUGGAUUGGUAAAGUGUUUAUUCGAUUGACCCACAUUGGUAUGAUAGAUCAUUUUAGCCGACCUAUACUACUAUUAUUAAAAAUCUGAAAAUUAUUGUUUUCUUUAAGACAACUUUAUCUUAACAAUAUUCUGUUUCUAAAGAACGAAUUUAUUAAUAUAUCCUGGUUUUAUAAAACAUUAUUAUUACAUUAUUUGAUUGACAUUUUCAUCAACUUUCAUCAAUUUGUAUAUAAUUAAAUUUUCUCACUUAAAACAAUAAUAAUAAUGUGUAUAUUAUUAAUUAAUGUAUAUUAUAUUUAUAUAUUUUAUUUCAGAGAUUCCUGACUACCGCCACCUUAUCUGGCAAUCAUAUCAAAAUUUGACGUCCGAUUAUCGCGUCGUAAUCGCGCAGUUUAUUAUUUCUACCAACUACUAAUAUAAGUAUUUCCGACUUGUCAUUUAUAGCGCAAAAAUAUUAAAUUAUAUUUUCGUCUAAAAUAAUAUAACUAUUAUUUAAUAUGUCUGUAAUAUAUUUUUGUUAUGAGGUAGGUUUUAAGUCAAGACUGGCGUACCAUAAAACGGUGUAAAAAGGUAAGUGAAAUAACCACUCGAAAUCGAAACGGAAUAUUAUACUGCACACUUUAUAUCAAACCGUACUAUCACAGGUAUAGCGCAACAAUCAUCGGGACAUGUUUAUUAAAUUCAUAAUAACAGUUAGUACCAUUGUUAUGUGCAGAAAAUAAUAUUCUAUUGCCCAGAAUUGUUGCAACGAAACCUAAGCAUUUUCUCGUUGUCAAAUUUACUUCAUCGCGUUUCGGUCCACUCUGGGAGUACUUAGUGCGAAUCGGCGACGGUGAACGCAUUACCGAUGACGGACACUUUAACACCGAUCCCGGUCGAACACGUUCACCUCGUAUCACAACAUAUCGACCGUCGCCGGUCACCCCGUGGCGCCCAAUCGAACCCAUUGACAAAGUAUUCAUACAAAUCGACAGCGGAGAUCAUUGCACGCCUUCGUCGCCCAAUCCGUCCGCAAAACCGUCGGUUUCCCGGUGGAACCUGGCAUUUGGCGGGCAUUUUCGCUUUGUGUCUGCAACACAAGCCGGUACCUGUUGCAAGCUAUCGGGCUCAAACACGCUGAAUGCCCGAAAGACCGCAAGAACGUAAAACGUUCUGGUAGGUUGGCUUCGGUGCUUCGGGGCAUACAACUGGUCUGCAUUUGCGGCGACACCGGAGCUGUACAAACGCUUGAGCGUCCGCCAGCAAAAAGGCGAGAACGCGUAUCCGUCGACGUACCGGUGGAUGAAGAGGAAUUUGCGCUUAAAUCGACAUCACGCCGACCGUCGUCCACCGGGCUGAGAAACGUUUGUAGGGCGGAAACGUGGACGAACCUGUCAUCUAAAGAAUUAAUCGACCAGUUAAGCUAGCUGAUUGAGGACGACGAAUUAACCGGCAUUACUGCUGGCAACAGCAUAUCGUAAACAGACUUGGAUAUGACAUGCAGUCACCCUACCGGCUGGAUAUAUGCCCAACGGGAUUUCAUAGACUUUGCCUUGGUUGGGUAGUAAGUUGGCGUCCAGUCAGAGUUUGUCGAGCAAAAAGUCCAACGAAACGUCUGAUAAAGACAACAGUGUCAACAGGGGCUGCGAUUCCAAUGACGUCGAAGACGACUACGUUAACUAAGGCGUUGUCGUUCUCAAAUGCAAUAAAUCCGACGAUUCUACGCUCCGAUCCACGACCCGUGUUCUUCGGACCGUGCCGGAAAAGGACGAGGAAUGUUCGACCAAGUCAACAUCACCAUAACUAUCGUCCACCGGUCCGCGUAACGUUUGUACUGCGGCAACCAAAUACGUGA
This is a messenger RNA of Cinara cedri, 3894 nucleotides long. NCBI's taxonomy places the organism in Eukaryota, Metazoa, Arthropoda, Insecta, Hemiptera, Aphididae. The record is from the annotation of a GenBank genome assembly.